AUGGACUUCAACUUUGGCCAGGAUGGCGCUUCUGGCUCUGCAUCGUCCACAGGCUGGUUGGGCUUCAGCUCAUCCCAGCGCGUGAUGGUCGCAUCAUCGUCGCCUGGUGCGCCCAACCCCAUUGGAGGCCCCGUUAACGACAUUGAGGCCGAUGAUGCUUCUUUCGCCGAGUCCUAUCGCCCAGAGACAUCACCUCUCUUCAAUCCCAUGUUUGUGCCUCGCGCGACCGUCCCAGAGCCCGCCGGUUCCCUGGGAAUCAGCCCAAACCCUCCCGCCCGUCGCUGGCCUUGGCAGCGCGACUCGUCGGUUCUUGAUGCCAGUGUCGAUAAUCUCGCGUCGCCAACAAUUUCUGGACUCGUCCAGCCCGCAAACCGCCCAACCCCAUCCGAAGAGUCUGCUCAAGAUGCCGAUGGGCCUGAACCCGCCAACCUCUCGUCGCCUGGACGUGCCCCAUUGUCGCCCUUGCAAGAAUCGGCUGCGCAGGCCGAACACGACGCCAUCAAUCACCAAACCACCGCCGAGAAGCUGGACGACACUGCCCUUGAACCCACCACAAUCGGGACGCGAAUUGAAAUCACCGAAACUGUCAUCCAGUCGUCCGAGAAGGAGCCCGAGUCGGGACUUGAGCAACAGGACGAGACUGCUCAACGUGGCGAAAGCGAACGUGUUGAGGAAACGCCGCCUGAACCCGCCGACAAUGAAGAGAUCUCCCAGGAGCUGCGGGGUUCCCCAGAGUCUGCACCAGCAACUGCGGAGGGUGCCAGCACCAAACUCACACUGCCCUCCAUCGAGGCAGAUUCCACAAAGCGAAUGUCGGCGCCUCCAGGAGUCGUCCUACCGGCCCAGCCAGAUAGCCCUCAGGCGCGUAGGGCACUGUCAACUCCAUCUCUGGUUGUCGAACUCAAGUCCUUGACAGAACCAGAGAAGGCCGCCUUCGGCGCUGAAAUCCCUGCCUCUGAGGAGGUAGACGAAUCUGCCGCACCACCUUCUUCCAGGCAAGGCCGACGGACUACCCAGGAACUUUUGUCGAGCGCUGCUGGGUCUGCCGUGAAAGGUGUUCGUGGGCGUCGUGGCCUUGCCUCUGCACCUGCCUCCCCCGCUGUCAAGGAGGCUCCUUCAUCUGCUGCAAAGAGGGCACGCAAGUCCAUGCUUGCCAGCAUUGCUACAACUGAAACGCCCAAGAAGCGUGGACGCCCACGAAAGAGCGAUGUCGCGGCCACACCAACUACGGCCCCGAGCACUGGAAAGAGAGGCCGACCAAGGAAAUCAGAUGCAACCCCAAGCGCUGUUCCAAGCGCUGCUGUCCCAUCUGCCAAAGGUCGCCGUGCUGCUAGCGCCAGCAAGGCCGCGCCAACUCCUCGACGGGUCACCAUCGCACGAUCCCCAAAGACCGCACCCCGGCCUCGAACAGUGGUGGCGCGAACUUCCAGUGUCCGUUCUCGUGGAGUUUCAAAUGCGGCCACUCCAGUCACGACACCUGCCAUCACUCCCAAGCGACGUGGUCGGCCUCCAAAGAACACUCCUCAGCCAACCUCUACCGAUCCUGAGGCUGAGGCUCCUGAAACUGAGGUACCUGAGAGCACCAGCAGAUCUGCCAAGAGCACACGAACUGUGAAGCCACGUGCUGUUCCAUCCCCUGCCAAACGAGCUCGACCCAGCAGGAAAGCAGCUGCGCCUGCUACCAAAGCCGAGUCUCAACCUCCCACACGAAGGAGCCGCCGGGCCGCUGCCGAGCCUAAGGAGCAGGAGAAGCCCACAGGUGCUACAGUUGCAGAGGCCCCCAAGAGACGCGGGCGUCCACCCAAGAAACUCGACGCCGCAAAGCCCGAAGAACCCGCCCCAGAGCCCAAGACUAGGAAGCGCGGUCGUGCUGCUGCAACUGAAGACACCCCCGCAGAGGAGCCCAUGCCAAAGAAGCGAGGUCGCGCGGCCAAGGCUGCACCGGAAGAAGCUCCAGCUUCCAAGCGAGCCCGUCGGGGAGCAGCGGCAUCCAAGGUUGUCGAAGAGGCGCCCGAACCCGCACCGGCAAAGAAGCGUGGAGUUGCCGCCGUUUCUAGGAAGAUGGCCAAGAACGCUGCGAUUGAGCCCGAGCUCACUUCCAAGCGACGCGGAAGAUCGGCUGGCACAGCCACUACGACCAACGGUGUCGCAGCCGAUACCACAAAGAAGCGCGGUUCUAAGCGAGUAGCUGCCGAGCUCGAAGCAGAGCCCGAAUCUCCCGAGCCUCCUACAAAGAAGCGUGGCCGAUCCAAGAAGACUGCCGCUGAGCCCGAGCCUGAGGUAGCUGAACCCCCAGCAAAGAAGGGCCGUGCCACCCGAAAGGCCAAGGAACCAGUCGUUAAGGACGAUGAACCAGCCACCGGACGACGGACCGGACGUUCAACCAAGGCUACCAAGCCCGCAGCUGAGGAACCAGCUCCUACACGCGGCAGAUCUAGCCGCGCCAAGGCUGCUCCUGUAGAGGAGGCCAAGACAGCUUCCAAGCCUCGUGGUCGCGCUGCAGCGAAGAAGGCCGCCGAGCCCACCGUCGAAGAGGAAGAGCCCAAGUCCAAAACCCGUGGUAGAUCCACCAAGGCGAAGUCCGGCAAGGGCGAGCUCCCCAGCACAAAGUCGUCGGAUGCUCCUACGACAAAGCGAGGACGAGCUGCAAAGGCACUGGCGGCCAAGGCUGCUUCCCCCAAGGGUGUUGUCAAGAAGGGCAGGGCGGCGCAGACAGGUGUGAGGAGGGGACUCCGGUCAAAGGCUUGA
Molecule: messenger RNA, 2748 nt
Organism: Fusarium falciforme
Lineage: Eukaryota; Fungi; Ascomycota; Sordariomycetes; Hypocreales; Nectriaceae
Exons: 1
Coding region: 1-2748 (915 amino acids)
Molecular function (GO): DNA binding
Source: RefSeq, a predicted model, not a curated record